Messenger RNA from Prinia subflava (tawny-flanked prinia), 3358 nucleotides. RefSeq names its product zinc finger protein 414 (gene ZNF414). The transcript is spliced from 9 exons. The record is from RefSeq and is a predicted model, not a curated record. Bases 159 to 1349 code for a protein of 396 amino acids. NCBI's taxonomy places the organism in Eukaryota, Metazoa, Chordata, Aves, Passeriformes, Cisticolidae.
CUCCUCCUCCCCCCGCUCUCGCGACAGCUCCGCACAGAAAAUGGCCCCGCGGCCGCCCCGCCGCUGAUGCGCGACCCGGGCGGCGCCGGCCCCGCCGCAGCCCCGCAUCGCCGGGAGGAGCCGCCGUGUCCCUGUGCCCGCGCAGCCCCCGCCAGGCCAUGAAGACGGAGAAGGACGAGGCCGUGGCCGCCUUCUCCCUGCGGGGGAAGCUCGGCGCGGAGGGGGCAGGCUGCAGUGACCCGGCCCUGCCCAGUGCCCCCAUGCCGGGGAGCGGAGGGACCCCGGCCCCGGAGCUGCGGCCGCUGAAGCGCAGACCUGUCCCAGGGAAACACUACCAGUGCUCGAGCUACGGCUGCAAACUGGCCUUCCCCAGCAUGCAGGAGCUGAUGGACCACCUGAAGGUCCACUACAGACCCACGCAGUCCCUCGAGGGCAAAACCUUCCGCUGCCCCACCCUGGGCUGCACCGAGACCUUCCCCAGCAUGCAGGACCUCAUGGCGCACAUGAAGGUGCACUACAAACCAAACCGCUACUUCAAGUGUGAGAACUGCCUGCUGCGCUUCCGCACGCAUCGCUCCCUCUUCAAGCACCUGCACGUCUGCUCCGACAGCGCCAGCGGCCCCGCGCCGCCCCCCAAGCCCGACAAGCCCGUCCUGCCUCCCGCUACCUCAGCCCCGGAGAAGGAGCCCCCGGCCAAGCCGCCCGAGGCGCCGCCCAAGCCGCCGAGCGCUCUGCGGCCGCUGGAGAAGGACGCGGCGGGCGCGGACACUGCCCCGGCGGCGCUGCCCACGGCGCUGCCCGAGCUGCCCGGCUCGCUGGAGCCGCUGCCGCUGGUGUCGCCGGCCCCCCACCCCUUCCCGCUGCUGGAGCCCGGCCUGUUCGGGCCCUCGUCCUUGACUCGGUUCUCGGGGCCGGCGCCGUCCUCGGUGCCCGGGCCGUUCCUGCCCUACGUGCCGCCCUCGCCCUACGGGCUGGCGCAGCCCCCGGCUCAGCACCGCCUGCGGCCCUUCCUGCCGGGCCACGGCCCCCCCAGCGUCUCCAACGCCGUGUGGAAGAAAAGCCAAGGUGUGAGUGUCAGCCCACUCCUCCCAUGCUUUGGCUCAGGAGUGACUCCAGGGCACUCCUCCAACAGCCGCAUCGUGUGGGAGCACACGCGGGGCCGCUACAGCUGCACGCAGUGCCCCUUCUCCACCGCCUCCCGCCAGGAGAUGACCCUGCACAUCGAGGACCACCGCAAGAACCCCCCGCCCCCGCGCCUGGAGGCCGAGAUGGAUUUCGGGGUGGGCCUCGCCCCGUUCCACGCCAAGCUGCCGCCGGAGAUGGAGAGCUCCCUGUACUCGCAGCUCUGAUGGCCUCGGCUCCCUCGGGACUCUCCUGAGCCGGGCAGGGGGCACAGCACAGCCCCUGCCCCUGUGCUGGGACAGGCUCCCCUCGCUGGGGACAGGAGCACCCCCAGCCCGGGGUGCCAGGGGGGGCAGAUGUUUCCCCUGGAAUUUCUCCCCUUUUUAUUUUCGGGAACUCUGCAGCACCCGGAACCCCUGUAUGUCCCUCCCCUCAAGGUUUUGUUGCUUCAGCCCCGGGGGCUCUGCGGGGAGCCCGGUAGGUUCUCAGGAGUUAGUGGACUUCUCUGGAAUGAGAUCUCAGAAUAAUAAAUGGGAAUUGUACAGGAGUGGCGGCCGGGAGAGGCUCUGUCAGUCCCUGUGGGGCCAGGGGGAGCGGGGCUGGCACUGAGGAGACCCCCAAAAGCAAAGAAGGGGGACAUGGGGGCACGGGGGGGUGACCCUGUGCUCCCGGGCUGGCCCUGCCAGGGGCUGGCUUGGGGAAGGGGAAAGGGGAAAGGGAAGUGUUUGGGGAAGGGGAAGGUCUGAGGAAGGGGAAGGGACGCUCCAUGCUCCCACUGCCAGCACAUCCCAGAGCAGGAAGGGCUCCUGAGCAGCAGCGCUGGAGCCUCUGCCUGCUGCACCCCUGCAACCAGACCAGGGUGGGACCCCAGCCCCCAACCAGCCUCGGUGCCUGUCCCAGCCCUGCCGCAGGCAGAGGUGGCAGGAGGAGGGCAUGGAAUGGCACAGAAGAGCCACUGGGAGGGGCAGGGGCCCCGGUGCCCAGCCGGAGGGGGCUGCACCCCCCGUGGGAGCACCCCGGGGCUCCCCCAGUCCCGCUCUGCCCGUCCCAGCCCGGCGGGGUGAAAGGUUUGCUGCGAACUGGUUCGAGGGGAGGCGUGCUGGGACCUGCCGGUGGCCACGCCAGCCCUGGCCGGGAACGGGGGAUGGGAGCGGUGGAGGAGCCGGCACCCGCUGCUCUGCUGCCGCCAGCCCCUGGAGGGGCACAGGCUCCGGGAGGGGGCUCAGAAAGGCCCAGCGGCCACCUGGGCGGGUGGGCAUCCCCUCCUCCUGCUGCCAUCCCUUCCUCCUGCUGCUGCCAUCCCUUCCUCCUCCUCCUGUCAUCCCUUCCUCCUGCUGCCUCCCUCCCUUCCUCCCCUCAUCCUUCCUCCUGCUGCCAUCCCUGCACAGGGUGAGCAGCACCCCGGGAUGCCCCAGCUCCCUCCUGCAGCCCCCUGAGCUGGUCCCUGAGCUGGGACCGUGCCCUCCCCAGUCCAGCCCCGUGCCCUCGGGCCCUGAGCAGGGGGAUGGAGACCCUGAAGUGUCCAUUGGACACCCUGAAGUGUCCCUGAGCUCUGUCCCUGACGGUGACACCUCAUCAGAGCCAGCACGGGAACACGGAGCCCCCCAAGGGGGGGGACCCCGAGGUCCCACAGAGGGGCAGGGGGCACAGCUCAGCCCAUGCCCGGCUGGCACGGGAAGCUGCCCUGGCCCCCAGCCCAUCCAACACUCCCCUGCCUCCUCCAGGGCAGGUGCCCACCCCCAAAAGGCAGGAGGGAGACCCUUCCCAAGCUCUCCCUGACCCUGGGUCCGGCUCUGGCCCCCACCAAGGGCAGCACUGGGGGCCCUGCAGACCCCAUCGUGCUGGGACCCCACGCCACAGCAGAACCCCACUGUCCCCACCAGCCCAGGGGGGCCAAACCCAGCCCUCCUGGGGACAGGGGGCAGUCCCUGCUCCCAGGAACACCCCAGACCUGCCCCAAAGGCCCCACUCCGAGCAUUCCUGGCUGUUCCCAAGGCAGACGCAGCCAAGACAAGCUCCAUUGCCGUGGAUUUUUAAAAACUGAAGUCUUUAUUAAAGUUUUAUCCAAAUUUUGUAACAAAAGAUACAAAAGGGCUGGAGAUUCUUAUUUCUGGGACUAGUCUGACCAAUCAAAACCUGACAGUUACUAGGCUAAUAUAAAAUCCAUACAAUCUGCUAAAAAUGCAGGGAAAAAAAUUAGAAGUAACUGCUGCUCUGACUCUUUUUUUUUCUUUUU